Messenger RNA from Pocillopora meandrina, 9922 nucleotides. NCBI's taxonomy places the organism in Eukaryota, Metazoa, Cnidaria, Anthozoa, Scleractinia, Pocilloporidae. The record is from the annotation of a GenBank genome assembly.
CAAAUUCAAUAUGUCCGCCGAAGAGGUCGUAAUAACGGGUGACGAUUAGAGGAACGUACAAACAAAAUGAGUGCAGCUAGACCCUUAAUACGAAAUUCGGCCACAUUAAUUUUAGCUGCUAGAAACAGAAAACUUAAGAGCGCCUUUGACUGGAGGGUCUUGUUACUGGAAAGAGCUGCUAAAAGUGCAUUUAUGGUAAGCUUGUACAGGGUAUAACCCCGUAGCCCCUGUGACUAGUGCUAAUUUUUGUCUCAGUUGUAUCUACUAUAAGCUGAAUUUAUGCAGCUCUGUACUCAUUUUUUCUUCUCCUUCAUCUAAAGCCUAGUAUGUAUGUUUUCCCUGGUGGUGUAAUCGACAAAGCUGACUUUUCUAAUGACUGGAUGGAACUAUUUAAAGAGUCCUUCACUAAGUUUGGCACAAACUUCACAUCCCUUGUUGAUAUUCAAGGACCACGCCCACCUGUGGUGAAGACAUCUGGACCUACAGGUUUACCAAGUGAUAUCGCGUUAAGAAUUUGUGCCAUCCGAGAGACAUUUGAAGAGUCUGGCGUUCUUUUAUUAAAGAGCUUCUCUUCUGAUAAACAAUACGAAAAUCUUGAAAUAGAUAACGUUCGGAAUUGGAGGAAAGAAGUGCAUGCAGAUGCCUCCAUGUUUUUCACUAUGUGUAGGUGAGGAUUGUGAAGAAAUGAAACUGCGUAAACGUUUCAGGUUAAAAAAUUUCUUGUAAAUUUCUGGCAAGAUUUAGAUGGGUAAAUUCCUCUAAGUUUGAACUGGUGUCAUGCUUAGGACCACUGUUGGAAAUUUUCCCCUUUCCAGGAUUUUCCCAUUUGUCUCUCUCUCUGCUCACUUUCUUUAAAUUCUCUUAUCUCUAUCUCUCUUCUCCUUAAAAUGUUUAGGUUCUCUUUUUUCCUAAAUUAUCACUCUGUUAUCUAUUAAUCCCAUCAGGAAAUUUAAAUGUGUUCCUGAUGUGUGGGCCCUAAGUGAGUGGUCAAACUGGCUGACACCUGCUCAUUUACCCAGACGAUACGACACAAUGUUCUAUAUUGCCUUUCUUGAUGAGGAACCAUUAGCACUCCAUGAUGACAAGGAGAUGACUCACUCAAAGGUGAUUUACAUGUGAGACCUCUCUGCCAACCUUUCCACACACAAAUUGAUACGAUUGAAUUGUCUCCUUACUUAAACGUCUUGAAAUUUUCUGUUUUUAUAAGAACUCUUGACCUUGUAAAAGGAUCAUAGUGUGUUGUCUUCACAUACAACUGUGAAACCACAAUACUACUCUGACUCAGGGUGAUUGAAAAAGCAGAACAAAGAAAAAAUUGAAUAAAGAUAAAAGACUGAUAAUAAUUAAGAAGCAAUGAUGAUGAUAUGAUUAAGUAUGAUUAAGUCUUGCAUAGGAUACACCCACUAGGAUGUUUGUUGGUCAAAAUCUGCAAGCAAAAUAAAUGCUCAGAGAUGAUGCACUGAAAAUGUGGUGUUUAAGGUGCCUUAUCUCUUUACAUUACCAUUGAAAGCUCAAGAUAAAAUGUUGACAUGAUGUUGUUAUUUUUCUUAAUGUUUUUAGCAAACAAUAUAUAUUUUUUUAACAGUGGAUGAUUCCAGCUGAAGCUGCUGCAAAGUUUAUGGCACGCAAGAUUAAGAUUGGAUUCCCUCAAGUUUAUGAGCUGUUAAGGUUUUGUCGGUAAGUGUAGUUUGUCAGAAAAAUAUUGAUCUUUCAAUGGCCUUUUAAAUUGACCCCAUUGUCAACUUCAUGACCAUCAGCAAAUAACUCAAACCAAACACAAAAUAACUUUAUGCAGAUUUCCAAAGUGGGAGGACUUUCAAUCUUUUCAGCAAAACCGUGCUUCAGAUGGAUGUGAACAAUGGCUUCCUAUCAUAACGCAGUGUGUUGAUGGCACUCUGGUGAGGGAAAUCUGUUUUCCUUUUUUCCUUUUUAAUUAAACUAAAGAAAAUCAUAUUUUUGAGUGCCAGGUGGUACCCACAUUAAACCAGCUCCAAGUAUGAGGUUUAAUAGUCUGAAUAUUUGCGCAUUGCACUUUUUAAAUGUGUCUAUCCACUCAAAUGUAUAGUUGGAUUCGUUUAGGAAUAUGUGUAAAAAAAUGUGCAUCGUUUCAAAACGAAGUUUGUUCAGGUGGAUCUGCAUCACUUUGUUCAAGCAUACUGUCCCAGGUUUGUUUUUUGGAAACAGUAUCAUGAACACUCAUAGGUAAUGCUGAAAAACUUCAAGCAACCCACUUGUAUCAAAAUUUCAAAGUUCGUUGAUUGUCUAAAACCCCAGUCUAAGUCAAAGUUCAUUUGAAUUACCUUUUCCGUUGUUCAUCAACUACUUAAGGUGAUAAGUUUGAUUAAAAAGCUGACAUUUUGAGCAUCAUUCCUGUCUGGAGCUAAAUUUUACUUUCUCGCUGGUGAUGCACAGUAAUUUAACUAGAUAAAAAUAAACUUGAUCACUUUCAAACGGAUUAUUUUACCAUUUCAGGUUGUAUUUCCACAUGAUGAUCUUUAUCCAUCUUUGAAAAAGAGAGUCAUGGAAGAAUUAACCAAAAGUACAACGGGACAAAUUUCACUUUUUAAUCAAUCAGAGACACUAGUGCAGUUAAAUGCAAAGGGAACAAAUUUUAAUCGAUUGUGCCUCGAGUCCGGUGUUCCAUGCAACAUGAUGAUUAAUGUGCAACUUCCUCAUGGACAGUGCUUACCAGUGGUGGAUUUUAAAAGGAUUAAUGAACUUGCUGGAGACUCAGUUGAGUCACAUCUCUGAACACUGUGGAUUUCUGGUCUAAAAAAGAUCGACCAGUAGAAUUUUGAUAUUGAGUUCAGUAGGAUUAAACGGCAUUUAGUAAGGAGAGUCUAAGAACCGCGUAAAGCAAAAAAAAAGUGAAUUUGCCCGCAAAAUUUACUCGGAAAUCUUUGCGCAAAACCCUUUCAAAGGUUACACACUGAAACACGUCGAUGCAUGGUACCAAAGACUGCGACACAUCCAAGAAUGUGUUCUUCCUGACAUUCAAAUGAAAUCGAAUGUAAUUAACCUUUGUUCUUCCCCAGCCACUAAAACGGUCAAUUUUAUACCAGGACGUACCACUGAAAUGGAUGUGAAAGAUCUUUUGCGCCAUGCUAUAACACUGACUUUAGGAUUUCGAAUUCCUUCUGCCUUUGUGGACAAAGAACAUAAGCAUUUCUUCACCUGCGCGAAAGUAUGAGGUCUUAACCCUUAGAAGUGACUAGCAUCUAAUUUCUCCCUGCAAUAUCACGGCCGUUAACUAACAAUGUAAAAUCUCUAAAUUUACGCCGUUAGUUACUGGCGUAAAAUCCUACAUAUAUACGCUACUGACUGGAAGAAAUUGCGCCGUUAGUUACUGGCGUAAAAUCUAACAUAUAUACGUUACCGACUGAAUAGAAUUACGCCGUUAGUUAUUGGCGUAGAAUCUUCCCUCACUAACGUUGCUGAUUUGCGUCAGGCGACAAACAUGUAGAUUAUGUUUAGCAUAACAUUACGGCUGACGGCUGUGCUCAUGAAUCUUUUCUCUCUUUCUUUAUUUUACAUUUCUGACAUUAUAAGCGGAUUAAAAAAAACGUUUCGAAAUGAGCCACGGCAGUGUUGAUGAAAAUACCUUUUCAAGAAACUAAUUUUUAAUUAAACUUUCAAGCCACGUUGUAUAUCGAAGGCAUUUAAAUUUUUGGAACAAAAUCAAAACUUAACAACGUGAACGUAACCGGAACGCAACAAACCGGAAGUUAAAAAUUCUAAUGUCCAGUUCACGGCGGCGAGGCCUCCUGCACUUAAUUCUCUCAGUUAAUUUGACGUCAUCUUAGUUUACCGAGUGAUCUGGCUUUAUGCUUCGAACUCAGCGCCAUCAUCAUCAUGAACAUCAUUGUCUGAGCCAUUACUCUCGAGAUGAAACUCUACAUCAUCUUCAAGGACUUCAUCAAGUGAAGGCAUCUUGUAGUCGGAAAUUCCUUCGAUGUUAAUUUCAUUAUUUUCCGAUCAACUAAGAUCCAAAGAAAUUCCGCACUUCUUGAAGCUUCUUACGAUGACAUCUUUGUUCUAAGUCACUUCCUGCCACGCUCUACCCACCCACUUGGUCAGAAGAACUCCCAUGUCUGAUGCAGUCAGUUUGCCUUCAGUAUACAGCUGCAAAUUUUGUGUUCGAAGUAGUACAGGGUUCUGCAAAAGUACUACUUUAUAUUAAGAAAACAAGGAAAAGUAGAGGGGGCUAAUAUCCGGGGGGGGGGGGCUCAUAACCGGAUGAAUAUUUUUGUUUCCAAGUACCAGUAGAUGAGCCUAUAACCAGGGGGGCUUAUAACCGGAAUUUUACGGUAUACAUGAAAAAAAAUCACGCGCGUGUGACUGGCCGAAAACGAGUGCAUAUUCAUGUAAUACGGGUUCAAAGUUGUAGCUCAUGUGCAAAUUACAAAUAGCACGCGCUGCCAAAAUUUCGUCCGUCUUGACUUUCAGUGAUGCGUUUUUCACGUAAUUGUGCAAGUAACAACAUGAUUUCUCCUGCAAUUUGGUGUUAAUGAGGAUUUGUAAAUUUUUCAAAGGCUACAAAUUGCACUUGCCCUGUUCAUGGGCUCGUGCCAUUUUGUUGUCUUUGAAAAUUUACUCCGGCUUGUGAACUCCAAAUAAUUAAAUUACACGAGAAAUUACGUUGCCUCUUAUACCGUGUGUACUUGGCCUUAGCUCCCACUUGCUGCAAGUCGACUUCUUAUGUUAGCAUACAUAACGUAACCAAAGACUUCCCAGAUCAAAACAAGUGCAGAGUUAGUUGUGGAUUACAAAAGGAGCGCACAAUUCACGCUGAUAAAAUUUAAAAGAGGGUAUGACUCACAAUGAGAAGAGAAUCAACUGGAUACAGGAGGGUUUGAUAGGUCUUGGUGGUACGUGAUGAAACUAAUCCAGGAACAUGAUCGUUAAAACGAGCUUGUGUUGCACGUGUGUAGUAAAUUAAAUCUGCAUGUGUUAAUUUUCUAUCCUUUAAAUUUUACAAUAGUCUUCGUCGACAACUAGAGUUAUGGCCAUCGGGUUGAAGUAAUUUUUUACGGUGGGUUUAGUGCGAGCGUAAAAUUCAAAGAAAUUCCCGAUGAUCACUUAACAAGAGUAUACAAAUAAAAUCUUACGUACACACUCGUAUCUAAAGAGUACCUCUCAUUAUAAAACGGCCGACUUAUAUUAAUGUACACAGGAAAAUUCGGUUGAAAUGUUCCUUAACAUCAAAGAACUACUGCGGAACCGAUCAGAAUAUGUCCUUCAAUCUUUCAACUACAGCUCGUAACAGGAGUGACCUCGAUAAGCUGGAAUUGUGCUGUCCUGAUCAGCUAAUUAACCCAUAUAGUUUUAGUUUAAACAAUCAUUUUGACGGAUAGAUGUCAAAAAAAUGGUUAAACAUUUUUAAGUUUCCUGUGAUGAUUAUGACAUUGGUACAUUAUUUUGGAAAAUGUGUUGAAAAAAAAAUUUUUAAAUUAGUUGGCGUCCUCUAUGGAACUACAAGUGUGGCAGUGGGGCAUCCAUUUGAUACAAUCAAGACAAAGAUGCAAGCACAACGUGGAUUCGAAACAGAAGGAAUGUUCAGAUCAUUUGCAAAGACAGUCAAGACACAGGGAAUCAGAGGGCUCUAUAGGUAUAUUAUGUACAAAUCCUUUCUUGUGUUGUUAUUGAUCAAUUGAAAGUGUACCAUGGAUCAUUUGAUGGCCAGUUAUACUGAUAAACAAAAGCAGAAAUAGUUAGCUCCCUUCAAUAAAAGCAUAGCUCAUGUCAGUGUACUGGUUUGUAAGCAAGAAAAGUUGCCCCUACGUGGCUAAAAUUUCUUGACUGUAAAUAUUUGGAAAUCAUAAAUGUGAACUGCAGAUAAAUAAAUGAAUAUGGAAGCAAUCUUUGCAGUUGUGGACACUACUCAAGCAGUACUGAAAAUAAUGCCUGAAAAAAUUCAGGCGUGCAUGGAAUCCCUGAAUCUUUUUCAGGCAUUAUUUUCACCACUGCUUAAUUAGUGUCCAAUUAACUACAAAGAUUGCUUCCAUAUUCAUGGCCAUUUUUCUUGUGCAGGAUACAAAAACUAUACCCCAUUAGCAAUUAUUUUGAGAAUUUAGUUUAAAGCUAUUAAUCAUUAUGGUCAUUUGUUCAAAAGGGAUUGAUAUGUUAUAUGAGUAUCCAGUGAUGGAGACGCGGUUUACAUGGUGUGCUACUCUAAUAGUUGCUAAUAGUUGGCUUGUCCUUUUUCCCUGUAUCACAUCCAGCAUAAUCUCUGUUGUUGUUUGAAGUAGCAGUUUUUUCAAACUGCUAACUUAUUGGUCCAGCAUGUGUUGCAGAGAGAAACUGGAAAUAACCCACUGGUUGUUUUAAAAACUUUCAGAGGAUGUAUUCCACCUCUUUGGGGAUCUGGAAUUUAUAGAUCAAGUCAGUUUGCUGUUUUUGAAGCCCUGUGAGUACAUCAUGGCAUAUUAAAUGAUUUUUGAAGGUUGAGUUACUUUAUUUUCAACUUUCAUUUCAUAUGCUUAGGGUUAGGGUUAGGGUUUCACUUCUAAGUUAAUUGUUACUUUUUCACUUUUCCUCAAAGCUACACAUAUUUCAAUGGAUUUGGAAGAAGAGAAAUCCCCUUUACUGGUGGAUUACAAAUGUGAGUAGAGUCAAUUUUGUUGGUAAGCUACGGGCCACUAGUUUCUAGGAGACGUGCAUGCUUUAAAACUACAUUUAAUGGAUGGGAUGGUGAACUCCAAAUUGGGUGGUCCAGGUUUUUAGCUCAUUUGGAUAAUUUUUUAGUACUAGCUGUGGUGGAGAUCUAUGUUAGACUUGCUUGCUACUCUACACUCAGGACAACAUUAAAUAGGGGUAGGCCCAGCCAAAUGACUGUUUUGGAAACUUGAUAAAUUGCUGGGAAGUACCAGAGGUCAACCAGCAUCCUUUCCAGGAAGAGUUUCAAAUAAUGCUUCAGGCUACAGAAACUGGGAUAAACUCUGACUACAAAAAGAAGAAAAUUUUUGGCUUUGAAUAUUGCAGAAGAGUGUUGAUUGCAGGAGCAGCAGCCUCAACAACAAGAGCCAUAAUUGAGACUCCCCUUGAACUGGCAAAGGUAAUGAUUGGUCCACAACACAGCUACAACAUUCACUAAUUAGUUAUUCUUUGGUUACAUUAUUUUUUUUAAGUAUUCACAGUCAAGAAUAAUAAAUUACAAUUCAUGUUAAUUAACACUUUAGGUGCGGAGACAAACUGGUCAAACAUGGCAGUUCAGAGGACUCUACAGGGUAAGGUUGAAUGGUUUGGUUUUUUUUUUAUACUUGUAGAUGUUAACAUGAAGUUUGUUUGAUGAUGGACUGAAAUCUACCAUCAAAAGCCAAAGUUUCUGUAUAUUAAGGAGAAUUUGUUUACCAAUCAAAAGCUUCUUUCAUUCGUGAUCAUUUCCUUUAUUCUCAUGACCUUAACAUGUGAUUCAGGGUGAUAUUGUUGGGAGAAAUUAGAUGCUACUCUUGGGGUUUAAAGGGUUGACUUGUUCACUCUCCGUUUGAUCAAUUAAUUGGUUGAUUAAGUAUUAUCAAUUGAGUUGAUGACAUAAAUUGGCCACCAUAGAGAGUUUUAAAACUUCUAAAGUUUAGAGUUAAACUUAGAGUUUAAAGUUUAAAUGAAUGAAAACUUUUUAAGUUUAGAGAUUUAAAACUCUUCAUGGUGGCCAAUUUAUGUUAUCAACUUGGUUAAUAAUACUUAACUCCCUGGUUGUGUUAACCACUUGAUCAAUUGGUUAAUCUCCUUCCAAUUUUGGCUGAUUGUGAUAGUAGUGAGAAUUGAGAAAGUGAUCAAGCCUACAAUGUUGCUGGGACAAACUUUACAUUCUCAGGAAAUAUAUCAUUUAUAGUUUGGAGAAUUAGCUUUAAGAUCUUAGGAUCUUUAAAUUCAAUUAUCUUUGCUUUAGGGAUUUGGUGUAACAUGGUGUCGUACAAUGGGACUGAUGUGUACUUACUUUAUACUUUUGGAUUCUGGAAGACGACACUUUCCUGAACUUUUUAAAAGACCAAUCCUAGGACCAUUUCUAUCAUCAGGUUUAGCAGCAACGUAUCCUUUGUUGAUCCUCUUAUAGCAUCCAUGUUGCUUUGCCGUAUAGGUGUCAGUGGUGGAAGCUCAAGGUUUGGAUCCGCCACUGGGUUUUCUUAGGUUUCCUUGCCACAUGAAUGUAUUUUGAAUGGUCAUGAUUUUUGUGUCUGUAUGAAUGGAAGACAGAAACAGUUAACUGAAACUAAAACUUCUUACAAUUGGAUGUUUUUCUUCAAAGUUUUUUACAUGCAGACAUUGAGUUUUCAUAAGAAUUAAAAAAACAAUUCUGAGAACGCUUGUAAGUGAGUUAGUCAUGUUGAAAAAGGGCGUGGGGUGUUUUUUUUUAACCAUUCAUUUAACCUUGACGUUUGGUGGUUUUGCUUGGUGGGUUGUGUGGCCAUUGGAGAACAUGAAGUCUCAAGUACAAGGAAACUACGGCAAGUAUGUACAAAGGAGUUAUUUCGUUUAAUCGACAAGUUUCUAAUUCUGUGCCCAUGAUCAGUAGGAAAUAUUAAUUCCCAUUACUUCUCGUGAAAACGGAAGAACACUGAUCACGAGAGAGGCUUGUUUGACUAGUAUUAACAAUGUCGAUGUAACUCACGAACAAUAAUAGGUAAAAAAGGUCACCGAAACUCUCUAAAGCCCAGUCACAAUCACAAACGAUGUGACAUCUAGAACUUAGGGAGGUCUGGAAGGAAAAAGAGAAGAAAGAAGAAGAAGAAGAAAAAAGGAGAUCACUCAGAGUCCAGUACAAACUAAAACAAUGAAUGGAAAACUCCUUGGAAGGCACGCUAAGUCAUAUGAUGUAUCACCGAAUCUCCAGAAAAAACCAGCUCGCUAUCUCGACACAAUUCAUUUCUUUCAAAUAAACUCAAGUUGAAUUUUAUAGGAUGUUUCUUCUGUUUGCAGUUGUAAUAGGUUCACUAUGUGUGUUUCAUUUGAAGGGACCUUCCAGUUGUGGCUCGUAUGAGACUGGUGAUAAAAGAAAAGGGUGGAUUCUUCGGGCUGUAUCGUGGUAUCGUACCUGGCUCCAUAAGGAGUUUUAUGUCCAACGGAACAUCUAUGAUUGCCAUGAGCUGGGCCCAAAGAAAAGUGUCUCAGUGGGGAUUGAGAGGAUAACUGAUAGUUUUAAUAAAUCUACAUAAAUUGAUGAAUGAUAGAAAAUGUAAAACAAUUCCGAUGUAAUUUCAAGUUAAGGAGGUGUUUUUAACCAAUGCAGUCAAUUAAGUUGACAUCUUUUUUAUCGUUUACUGAUCUAGUUUUUGUGAAGAUUUCCUCUUCCAGUGUGAAAGAAAUUACCCAGUGUAUUUCUCUUGUGUUCUUUAUAUUUCUUAUUUCUUUCUGUUUGGUCUCAGACCGUGAUUGGUUUGCUUAGUAAACUUCAUUGUAAAGCGCAUUGAUAAUCGGUGGCGUGAAGUCAAUUUCCGCCCGUUUAAGGAAUCCUCACUCACUUGAGAUGAAAAUUUUGUUACUUCAAGGGAAGCGUUUAGAAAAAGCACCGGCUUUCGAGUUUACUUUUCAUUUCUUGUUCUUUAUGAUUUUUUGCCGAGUUGUCAACUUUUUAACCUCGUCAUUUUCCAUUUUUUUCCAUUCCGCGAUGCGAUUUCUAUCUUUGGGGCAAUAAACGCUCAGGAUUCACUUUUAGGUAGCUCGAAAUGCGGUCACUUCUCUCUACUUGUUGUCUUCACGUUUCAAAAUCCACAGGAAUUGCUGUCCGUAGACGGAAAAUAAUCUCAAAUAAGGUGUAAAGAUAUUGUUGUCAUAUUUAAAGACCGUGGACUGUAGGUUUCUAUGUGGCUCUCAUUUUAAAGACGGUAUAAAAACGUUAGGGAAAUUAUUUUUCUAGUGGUGUAUAAAUAUGUAAACUAAAUUAUAUACUUGUGAAUGAUAAGAAGAUCACGAAUAAACAAAUUUC